Sipha flava (yellow sugarcane aphid) is the source of this 2904-nucleotide messenger RNA. RefSeq lists its product as uncharacterized. The transcript has a single exon. NCBI's taxonomy places the organism in Eukaryota, Metazoa, Arthropoda, Insecta, Hemiptera, Aphididae. Gene Ontology annotation, cellular component: nucleus. The record is from RefSeq and is a predicted model, not a curated record. The coding region runs from base 423 to 2345 and encodes 640 amino acids. Gene Ontology annotation, molecular function: mRNA binding. Gene Ontology annotation, biological process: RNA processing.
CAGCGUUUUAGUUGAUUUUUUAAUACGUACAGCCGUAGAUUAAAUACGCGACCCGUCACGCAGCCGCGGAAAAAAAAUAAUAAAUUUAACCCUGCGCAAAAUCGCAUCGACGCCAUCCCCGGGGGGAUUGUAUAUCCGACGACGACGACGCCGCCGCCGCCGCCGAAGCAGCCGAAUCACGUCGCGUACAUGAAAACAGUGUUCGGGGGGGGCGACGAGUGGACGUGCGUGUGCUCUGUUUAGUUUUUUCUUCACGUUGACAUAAGACGCGUGCGGGAAAACCGUUUCGCGUACGCGUGUGUGUGUGUGUGUGUGAUACGUUUGUAGUAAACCGUCGUCACGUGGUGUUCGUGUUUCGCUCUAGCUCUCGCGUGUGAUGUGCAGGUGAACGUUCGCGCGCAGUACAGCAACAGAGAAGUACUAUGGCAGCGACGAUAGCACCAGAAGAAACGCAGCAGAAGAUCGAAGAGAUCGCGACCACGGUUGUCGGGGAAGAACAACAACAGGGUCCGGCAGUUGGCGAGCAGCAGAACCACACCGAAGAUAUAGUUGCACCUCUGCCGUCAGCAAACACCACCGCCACCGCGCCCGUCUCGAUCGUAGGCAAAGCUUUCGACUUGAAACGCGCUAGCGUGUCGUCCGUGGACAGCGACAUAUCCCUAUCGUACGACGCGGCUCCGUUCUACCCGCGGUCCCUGAAACAGAACGGCAUGUCGUCGUCCGCGAACAAUUCGAGCGGCUCGGGCACUGACGACGGUGGCCGGCAUCACGCUUCGGUCGGCGACGGCGCGAUCACCAACACGGACUCGUCCGACUCGGCGUACGAGGGCGGCGGUCAGGUCAAGUCGGGUGACGAGUCGACGCCGUUCGUGGCGCCCGACGAUGAGACCACCAAGCGCAUACUCGACCAGGUGGAGUUUUACUUCUCGGACGCGAACAUUGUCAAGGACGCAUUCCUUCUGAAGCACGUGCGCCGCAAUAAGGAAGGCUACGUGUCGCUGAAGCUCAUCUCAUCGUUUAAGCGGGUCAAGCACCUGGCCAAGGACUGGCGAGCCGUCGCGUACGCCAUAUCGAAGUCGGAGAAGCUGGAGCUGAACGAGUCGGGCACGAAGCUGCGGCGCAAGGAACCGCUACCCGCGUACGACCAGACCACGCCGUCGCGCACCGUGGUGGCCAUCAAUCUGGCCGAAGAGAAGCCGGUCACCAUCGAGACGGUGGCCGAGCUGUUCCGUGGCUGCGGCGAGAUCGCGCUAAUUCGCGUGCUCCGGCCCGGAAAUCCGAUACCGUCGGACGUGCGACACUUCGUCAACAAGCAUCCGGAGAUGGGCAACAACGUGAGCGCGCUUAUCGAGUUCGUGCGCACCGAAUCGGCGCACAACGCGAUGAGCAAAGACUGGUCUGCGGAGAAGGCCAAGGACGGGCAGAGUAUGUGCGUUCUGGAGCUCAACGCGCCCGCGUCCAAAAAGAAGGCCACUGCGGCCGCGAAGAAGUCGCCGAUGAACCGGCUGUUCGACAACGAGUACAACACGUCGUCGUGCCAGAGCGGCUCUGAGUCGGAGGACAUGCGUCAGAAGAUGCGCGUGCAGCGCAAGGUAUCGGCCAACACGCUAAUGCGGUCUGACUCGUCGUGGAACCAGCGCCGGUGGUCCCGGGACUCGGGCACGGACAGCACGGGCUCCGUGUACUCGCGCCGCGAUUCGUACAUACCGCCGCAGCUUCACGCGCAACCCGGCGACUUCGGCCACGGCAGACGCAUGUCGUCCGGUUGGGACUCCAGCUCGGAGAGCUACUACUCCGGCCGUUCGCGGUCCAGCAGCGGCGCGUCCAUACCGGAAACGUUCGGCAUGCGGCGCUACUCGUUAGCCAACCGCCCGGAACACCAGCACCAGCACCAGCAGCAGCAGCAGUUGCAGCAACAAUCGUGCUGUUGCUGCGGCCACAAUCAACCACCGCCGCUUCCGCCGCCGCAGCAAUCGAUGGCCAUGCGCAGGCAUUCGUCGCAGGACAACCAUCAUUACGACAUGAGGCGGUGCAGCACGAGCAGCAGCAACAGCGGUGGUGCCGGCGACAUGAUGAUGCGCAAGGACUCGACGUCAGAAUUCUGUUGCGGUUCGCCACGUGACAGCUUCCACAACAACUGGUCGCGCAAGAGCAGCUCGUCGUCCAUGGGCGAGGGUGGCAGGCGCCUGUCCGUGGACUCUGACUCCUCCGGGGGCAGAGGACGGCGCCCUAGCUUAGGUUUGGUGACGCCCGACAACGUGGUCAGGAUGCCUAAGGGACCGGAUGGUUGCGGCAGCCGCGGUUUCCAGAGGGAACCGCUGAUGGACUCCACGCUUUACGAGUGACACGAUAAGAACACGACGACACCGAGACGACGCACGCGCAAACAUUUAAAUCAGAAAAAGACGCGAUAAACAAAAAAAAAAUAAAUUUAAAUAAUAAAUAAUUUAUAUCGAUCUAUAUAUUUAUUAUAAUAUAUUAUUAGUACGAAUAGUUUUAUAUUUAAGCGGUUUGGAUAUUUAGCAGAUACUUGUAAAAUAAGAAAAUGAAUCUUAAGUGAUACGGACCAAGCGUUUCGCGGGGAUCCCUUUAUAUUCUAUAUUAUUAUUAUAAUUAUUACAUGUACAUUUAUGUCGCAUAUGCCACGUGUGCGCGCGCACGCGCGUGUACGGAGAACCAUAAUUAAUCGGCUGUACGAUUUUAUUAGUUGAGGGUAUCAGACAUUUUGUAUGCGAGUAUUUACUCGUGUUUGUAUCGUUUCGCAUGUGUACAGAUAGGAGCAAACCACCCGGUAACACAGGUCCUCAUCGACAGAUUUCACGUACAACAUUAUUGUUAGCAACGGUUUCGAUUCCGCAUUAAUUUAUAAUGAUUUAAUAUUUAUUAAAUUGGUAUACACGCAAA